AUUAGAACUCCGCGUAUGGUACAUACUCAGUGAUUUAAAUUCAAAAAUUAUCAUUUUUUUCAGCGUUGUUUAAAUUACUUAGAUACCUGCAUUUUAAUCGUUUAAUUUCAUACUCGUUUUGUUUUUUCAAUCAGUAUUUUUUAUUGAGAUUUUUCUAAGCGGCCUGGCAGAGAUUUUAGAUUUUUUAGUGGAACCAUACCCAUGGUGAAUUCGCAGAUCCCUCUUCGCAUGUACCAUUUUUAUGAUGCGUCUUAUGCGAGUUGGUUAGUUCUCAUAUUGUGUUUACUACAACAAAAUGUGGCAAAUUCGCAAACCGAAGGCGACAAAGAUACUAAAAUAUUUUUGAAAAAACAGGACACCACAAAGUUCAAUCAUUUAGUGGUGGAUGAAGAUCAAGGAUUUGUGUUUAUUGGAGCAGUAGAUCUUCUCUACCAGUUAAGCUCUGAUUUAGAAUUGGUUGCCAAUUGGACGGUGGAUAACUCUUCCCUGAAAUGCGAUGAUUUAGAAGAUGUAUCAAACGGAGUGAAAAAAUCAAUUGCUAAUUACAAUAAAAUUCUUCUUCUGGAUUAUACUCAUUCUCAAUUAAUAUCGUGCUGGAGCACGUGUUAUGGUUUAUGCAAAAUAUACACCUUUGGAAAUCCAUUACGAGAAAUGGGUAAUGCCACUAAACCGAUGGUACUAUCUCGAGAUGAGAACGCUUCAACUGUUGCAUUCUUAGGUCAACAAAAUUCGGGAGGUACAAUUUUGUACAUUGGAGUUACUAUUACAACUAGUCAAUCAAAGGUUCCAGCCAUGUCUAAAAUAGAACAGCGCCCAAACACUGAAUAUCUUCAUAUCGCUGAUAGUAUCACUCUUGGAGAUGCCUAUCAAGGAAAGUAUAUUAUUAACUACAUAUACGGUUUCAAGUCGGGCGAUUUUAUUUAUUUUUUGACCACUCAAAUGAGUUCUACACAGACCUCGUUGUACAUAUCGAAAUUAGUAAGGACCUAUCAAAAAGCUUCCUUUAAUCAAAGCUACAUAGAGAUUCCGAUCGAAUGCUUCAAUGAAAAAGGAAGAAAAUAUAACCUAGCCCGAGCUGCAUUCGUUGGAAAACCAGGUUCGGAAUUGGCAGAUUCGCUAGGUACAACUCCACAUCACGAUGUUUUGUUUGGAAUUUUUGCUCAAAGCGAAAAGCAAACUGCGGGUUAUGAAUCGAGUAAACCAAGUAAUAGAAGCGCAAUGUGCAUAUAUUCGCUGAAAGAAAUAGACGAGAAGUUCGAUCAAAAUAUCAAACGUUGCGCCAAUGGAGCGGGGAACCGGGGACUGGAAUUCAUAAUCCCACCACAUCAAAAAUGUAAGAGUACGUCCAUUGGUUCGGCAUACAAAAAUGCACCUCUCGAAGGUAACUCUUUAGUAAAGACGAAUGCUUCCAGUACAUUUGAUACGCUUGUGACCGCUGUACAUGCACAAUCAUAUGCAGACGAUCUUACAGCUGUGUUUGUGGGUACAAAUACUGGGCAUGUAAAGCAAAUAGUGAUGGAAAACAAAUCUAAUGCAUACGAAUGCAAGGAUAUUGCUAUUGAUGAAGGAUUUGCAAUAAACUCAGAUUUACAUUUUGACCCGAAAACGAAUAAUUUGUACAUUAUGACUGAGAAAAAGCUGACCAAGAUUAAGGUAGCUCCAUCAAUAUACUCAUUCAAACCAACGUUAGGGUUCUUAGGGGAUAUCAUCAAUGUUACCAUUCUAGUUAAUAAUUAUUUGGCUUGUUCAAUCAACAAUACCCAACAUAGCAUUACAGUUGCCGGAAUGCCUUGUACCGCAUAUCUACCUCUGCAUUCUGCAGAAAUAGUUUGCAUCGUUGAUAGUGGCAGUAUAAAUUUAGCAGAACCUAAUGAAUACGAAGGUCCAAUUGAAAUUCAAGUGCAUGGCAUCAACAGUAAAUCCGAACAGAAUUUCAGCAUUAUUGAUCCAAAAAUUGAGAGCAUUAAUCCAUUAAGAGGCUCUUUCUAUGGAGGUAACAAACUGAUCAUUAACCCUAUCAAAGUAAAAAAUACGUAUACGCAUACGUAUGCCGAUUUUUGGACUAAUCGUGCGUUUACGCAUACGGAUAGAGUACAUUUACGAAUGCGUAAACGCAUAAUUAUUCCAAAAAUCGGCAUACGUAUGCGUACGCAUGCGUAUCCGCACUUUUUUCUUUGA
This is a messenger RNA of Planococcus citri (citrus mealybug), 2178 nucleotides long. RefSeq names its product plexin-A4-like. Gene Ontology annotation, cellular component: semaphorin receptor complex; plasma membrane. The transcript has 2 exons. NCBI's taxonomy places the organism in Eukaryota, Metazoa, Arthropoda, Insecta, Hemiptera, Pseudococcidae. Gene Ontology annotation, molecular function: protein binding; semaphorin receptor activity. Bases 202 to 2178 code for a protein of 658 amino acids. The record is from RefSeq and is a predicted model, not a curated record. Gene Ontology annotation, biological process: regulation of cell migration; semaphorin-plexin signaling pathway involved in axon guidance.